CCAUCGUUACCCUGCGAAACUCCCCAGACACUUUGGCCAAUCAAGCGGCCCCUCGCCUCAGUUUGUAGCGGAGAGAGGUUAGCCAGAUGACGCAUGAUGACAACGCAGAGACGCCGCAACACUGGACCGCUUUGCCAAGUCAGCCGCUCGCCUCAACGCCUGACUGCCUGCCCGCCUGGGCUCGAUAUUCCCCAUCCCAUUCAACCCCCCCAACGCUCCAACUGCGCAACCAUCACAACUUCCAUCGCGACCUCUCCUUUGCUAUUAAUAUCAACCAAAAAUACAGGGGCGCUCUGCACGUUCUCUAGACUAAGUUUGCCCUUGCUUUGGCCGCCGUGCCGCCGCGCGGCGUGUUGUCCGCCAUGCUGAAGCUGUCGCAGCUCGUCGCAAGCAGCGGACUCAUCCUUCUCGGGCUGGGAAGCGCUGUCGCCAACGACCUGUACACACCGUUACACGAAGCUGGCCGCUGCGCAAUUCGAGGCCAUUGCGGGUCCAAGAGCUUGUUUGGCAGCCAGCUGCCCUGCGUCGAUAAUGGCCUUGCCGAGGAACCCGACGACAAGCUGCGCCAGCAGCUCGUUGAUCUCUGUGGCCCGAAAUGGAGCUCGGGCCCGGUAUGCUGCCAGACCAAGCAGGUCGAGUCGCUCAAGUCGUCGCUAUCCACGGCGAACCAGAUCAUAUCGUCCUGCCCGGCCUGCAAAGACAACUUCUACAAUCUUUUCUGCACCUUUACCUGCUCCCCCGACCAGUCGCUAUUCAUCAACGUGACCCAGAUGGUGGAGAAGAACGGUAAGAAUCUGACGACCGAAUUGGACCAGCUGGUAUCUAAAGAGUAUGGAACUGGCUUCUACGACAGCUGCAAGGAUGUGAAGUUUGGCCCGACAAACUCGAAGGCGAUGGAUUUGAUUGGAGGAGGCGCGAAAAACUACACGGACUUGUUGAAAUUCUUGGGCACGGAGCGCUUUGGCGGCUCGCCUUUCCAGAUCAACUUCCCCGUCGAUUACGCAGAACCGAAGAUGGAGCCGCGGCCCAUGGUGCCCAAGAAGUGCAACGACGAGGACCCGAACUUCCGUUGUGCCUGCAUCGACUGCCCCUCCGUAUGCCCCGAACUCCCUGAUGUUGUGCAAGCAGGGUCUUGCCAUGUCGGUGUCUUGCCAUGCCUGUCGUUUGCAUCCAUUUUCACCUACAGCGUGCUGCUGUUCUCUUUUUUGGUUGCCGUGGGUGGUCAUGUUGCGUGGCGGAGGCAUGCUAAGCGCAGGAGCGAGAGACUUCGGCUGCUUACAGACGCUACCCCUAGCGACGACGAGGACGAAGGGGAUCUUACACAAAACGGAGCCAUGUUCGACCGUCCACAAAAGACAUACGUGAUCAACACGUGGUGCGAUGCUGCUUUCAGCCGACUGGGGCAUGUCGCCGCAAGAUUUCCAGCCGUCACCAUUGUCAGCUGCCUUCUCUCCGUGCUUCUGCUGAGCGUGGGCUGGUACCACUUUGAGAUUGAACAAGAUCCCGCACGCUUGUGGGUGAGCCCGACGUCGGCAGCGGCGGAGGAGAAGGCCUUCUUUGACGACAAAUUUGGGCCUUUUUACCGGGCAGAGAAAAUCUUCCUCGUGAACGACCUUAACCUAUCAGGACCGGCACCUGUCUUGAGUUAUGACACGCUUAUCUGGUGGAUGGGAGUUGAAGAGGCCGUCCGGGAUCUCAGGGGUCCAAAGACCAACAGCUCUUUCGACGAUCUCUGCCUGAAACCUACCGGCAGCGCUUGUGUCGUCCAGUCCGUUGCUGCAUAUUUCCAGGAUGACCCAGAAGCUGUCGACCCGGACGGCUGGGAGCAGACGCUACGGGAAUGUGCCGCGUCUCCAGUAGAAUGCCGUCCCGAAUACGGACAACCACUCCAGCCUAACAUGAUUCUUGGGGGUUUCCCCGAAGGGAGCAGCGACCCUACCGAAGCAGCUGCCAUGACCGUCACUUGGGUCUUGAACAACAACAAGGAAGGCUCUGAUGAAGUUAAACGCGCCAUGGAUUGGGAACAAGUGCUCAAGAAUUACCUCCUGGAGACUGUCCAGGAGCAAGCGAAGGAUCGAAACCUCAGACUGUCAUUCUCUACUGAGAUCAGCCUUGAACAGGAACUCAACAAGUCGACGAACACGGACGCCAAGAUCAUUGUCAUCAGCUACAUCAUUAUGUUCCUCUAUGCGUCGCUUGCCCUCGGCUCUACUACGCUGUCUUUCAAAGAUUUCAUCCGAAACCCGGCCAUAUCCCUGGUAGAGUCCAAGUUUACUCUGGGCGUGGUGGGCAUCCUGAUCGUGUUGAUGUCCAUCACCGCAUCCAUCGGCCUCUUUUCCUGGUUUGGUCUCAAGGCCACGCUCAUUAUUAUCGACGUCAUACCAUUCAUUGUCCUUGCCGUUGGUGUCGACAACAUCUUCUUGAUCGUUCACGAAUUUGAGCGCGUGAACAUCAGCCACCCGGAUGAGGUGGUCGAGGUUCGCAUCUCCAGAGCGCUUGGACGUAUGGGGCCCUCGAUUCUCUUCUCGGCCGUGACCGAGACAAUAUCCUUUGCGCUGGGCGCAUUCGUGGGAAUGCCCGCUGUCAGGAACUUCGCAGUCUACGCCGCGGGAGCAGUAUUCAUCAACGCAAUCCUCCAGGUGACCAUGUUCAUCUCGGUCUUGACGCUGAACCAGAUCAGAGUUGAGGAUUCCAGAGCCGACUGCUUCCCGUGUGUUCAAGUCAAGUCGGCUCGGAUUCAUCUCAGUGGCAGCAACGGUAAUCAGGGAGCCCGAUACUACGAGGCGCCAGAGGAAAGCCUUUUACAGCAGUUCAUCCGCAAGAGCUAUGCUCCUAGACUUUUGGGCAAGAAGGUCAAGGCUGCUGUGAUUAUCAUCUUCCUAGGGAUAUUUGCAGCCGCUGCCGCACUCCUCCCCGAAGUCGAGCUUGGCCUGGACCAGCGCGUGGCCAUUCCCGAUGACUCGUAUCUGAUUCCGUACUUCAACGAUCUGUACGACUACUUCGAGGCCGGUCCGCCUGUUUACUUUGUUACCCAGGAAUUUAACGGGACUCGGAGGGAAGACCAGCAGAAGAUUUGUGCGCGCUACACAACAUGUCAACAAAUGUCUCUCACCAAUAUCCUCGAACAAGAGAGGAAACGGCCCGAUGUAUCGUAUAUUUCAUCGACAACGGCCAGCUGGAUUGACGACUUUUUCCAGUGGCUUAACCCGGACAACGAGGCCUGCUGCGUGGUGAACCGGAAGCCCUGCUUUGCCAAACGAGAUCCGGCUUGGAACAUUACCAUGUCUGGCAUGCCCGAGGGGACCGAAUUUGUCGAGUAUCUGAACAAGUUCCUCAAGUCUCCGACUGAUGAGGACUGCCCACUGGGAGGACAAGCCUCGUACGGGACUGCCGUCGUUGUCGAUGCCGAAAGGGACACAAUCCCAGCCAGUCACUUCCGAACCAGUCACCGGCCUCUCCGCAGCCAGGACGACUUCAUUAAAGCCUACGCCUCUGCUCGCCGCAUCGCCAACGAUGUUAGCGCGCAGACGGGAUUGGACGUGUUCCCAUACAGCAUUUUUUACAUCUUUUUCGACCAGUAUUCGACCAUUGUUUCUCUCACCGCUACUCUUCUGGGAUCGGCCAUCGGAAUCAUCCUCAUCGUGUCGGCACUUUUGCUCGGCUCUGUGCUUACGGCGGCGGUAGUGACGCUGACCGUUUUCAUGGCCAUUGUCGACAUCAUUGGUGCCAUGGCAGUUAUGGGUGUUUCUCUGAACGCCGUCUCACUGGUCAACCUGAUCAUCUGCGUCGGUAUUGCGGUCGAGUUCUGCGCCCACAUUGCGCGGGCCUUCAUGUUCCCGUCGCGGACCUUUAUGGAGCGAGCCAAGAACCGGUUCCGUGGCCGCGACGCGCGUGCGUGGACAGCACUCGCCAAUGUCGGCGGCAGCGUCUUUUCGGGCAUCACCGUGACCAAGAUUCUGGGUGUCACGGUUCUAGCCUUUACCAAGAGCAAGAUCUUCGAGAUCUACUACUUCCGCGUGUGGCUGGCGCUCGUCACGUUUGCCGCGACCCACGCGCUUAUCUUCUUGCCGGUGGCUCUCUCGCUACUUGGCGGCGAGGGCUAUGUCGACCCGGAAAGCGACGGCGGCCUUGAGGAGGACCUAGCCAGUCGCCGCUACAGGGCGCUUCUGCCAGACGGCGAUUCAGACUCGGAGGACGAAUAUUAGAGACCGCAUUGGUCUGCGGAUAAGGAGGUCCAUGCGCCCCAUAAAACACAAUGCGGGAAAAUGACGCUCGGAGAGUUGUAAUGCGCGCAGACGGGAAGAUCCGCAAUCAAGAUCAAGCAGCCACCUGGGUGUGGGAGGGCGAAAAUAGCUCCUGCAUUGAAUACAUGUGGUUGGCAGAGUAUUGGGAUUGACGCAUGGUACUCCGUACACGACGACGAACGAGCCCAGUGCUAUGUUCGGAAAGGGACUGUCGAUCUUCCGUUACACAAUAGUGUUUAUUUCUUUGCGUCGUUGUAAUUACGUGUAAUCAGUACGGUAACUGCGAAAUGUACACCACACCGCCGGGGGCAGCUUGGUGGAAUCUGGCUGACGAAUUUCUUCAAAAGUUGUUUAGACUAUUUCAGAUAAUUCUUUCUAUACAAGUAAGUCUAUGAUGUA
Molecule: messenger RNA, 4643 nt
Organism: Lasiosphaeria miniovina
Lineage: Eukaryota; Fungi; Ascomycota; Sordariomycetes; Sordariales; Lasiosphaeriaceae
Product: patched family-domain-containing protein
Exons: 1
Coding region: 363-4205 (1280 amino acids)
Biological process (GO): sterol transport
Cellular component (GO): membrane
Molecular function (GO): sterol binding; lipid carrier activity
Source: RefSeq, a predicted model, not a curated record